UGUUUCCAAUAGGAACAUAUGAUGAGCCCAAGUAGCUGAAAGGAAGCUUGAGAGAAGGAGCCCUAACUUUGGGAUAAGUGUGGUUUAUUCGAGCAGUCUGUUUUUCAAACUGAAAACAAAGUAUGGAAGUUCGGCUGUGGAAAGGUUUUUUGCACACAACCAGGCAACCACAGAUGAACCUUACUUACCCUGUGAGCAGCAUGGCAAGUGAGCAUCUCUAAUGCUGCGUCACCUUCCUCGUCAAACCAGUCCGCUUCACAUCAUCUCUCCUGCUACUGCCAUCCAACGGUGGCGCUCUGAAGGAAGGGUAGCUGCAUGGCUGCACGUCCCCAUCCUGCAAAGCCACUUCAUCGCCCCUGCCGCUUCCCUGGGCUUUCACUUCCACCACGCAGAAUCCGAUUCCUCCACGCUGACCCUCUGGCUGGGAGAAGGACCCAGCAGACUGCCAGGAUACGCUACACACCAAGUAGGAGUUGCAGGUGCUGUGUUUGAUGAUAGCACCGGAAAAGUGCUGGUUGUACAAGAUCGACAUAAACUGAAAAAUAUGUGGAAAUUUCCAGGAGGCCUGUCAGAGCCUGGAGAAGAUAUCGGCGACACAGCAGUCCGAGAGGUGUUUGAAGAGACUGGGGUGAAGUCAGAAUUCAGGUCUCUGCUGAGCAUCCGGCAGCAGCACAGGCACCCUGGAGCCUUCGGGAAGUCAGACUUGUACCUGAUCUGCCGCCUGCAGCCGUGUUCCUUCACUAUCAACUUCUGCCAGCAGGAAUGCUUGACGUGUGAAUGGAUGGAUCUAGAAAACCUGGCCAGGACUAAAAACACAACCCCUAUAACCAGCAGGGUAGCUAAGCUGUUGCUAUAUGGACACAGGGAAGGGUUUGACAAAAUUGACCUCAGCAUGGAGGAACUCCCGGCAGUGUACACAGGCCUGUUCUACAAACUCUAUCACAGGGAACUGCCGGAGAGUUACACAGCCACCACGGGGACAGAUUGAGUGAAACAAAGGUGGGCACAGUCUGCGGCUCAUACCUGGCACCAGCUUUCUUUCUCACAUACAUGAUUUCCAUGAUGGAAAUUUGUAAAUGCACAUCGCUUUAAAUCCUCUUUUCUAAUAAAGAAAAUAAAU
Molecule: messenger RNA, 1120 nt
Organism: Microtus oregoni (creeping vole)
Lineage: Eukaryota; Metazoa; Chordata; Mammalia; Rodentia; Cricetidae
Gene: Nudt6
Product: nudix hydrolase 6
Exons: 5
Coding region: 221-988 (255 amino acids)
Molecular function (GO): ADP-ribose diphosphatase activity; NAD binding; NADH pyrophosphatase activity
Source: RefSeq, a predicted model, not a curated record